UAUGGAUUGUGGGAUACGUUGUCAAAAAUGCCGUCUACAUCGAACGAAAUGAGUGAGGUUAAGGUGACCGAAGGAUGUAGAAUGCCGGUAAAGAUGAAUAAUUCGGAUGAAUGGCCACUGGCCGAAAUCAUCAGCAUUCGUGAAGUAGAUGGCAGAAAGGAAUAUUAUGUCCAUUUUAUUGAUUUUAACAAAAGGCUUGACACAUGGGUGAGCGAAAAAUCGUUGGACAAGGAGAAACUUCAGCUGCCCAAGAAAGAAGAGAACAGAGCCAAGAGUAAGAUAAACAAAGGCUCCGCUGGAUCAAAACCAUCCUCGCCCGAACGCGAAGUUACAGGGACUAAGAAGGCUCUGGUGAAUCGAAAGAGAAAAGCUAACGCCAUGUCGUCCGGUCCCGACGAGGUUGACGGCGAGGAUAGCUCGAACAAUGUCAGCGAUAAAAUGAGCAGUCUGAGAACUGGAGGCAGUAUGGUCCAUGAUCGGAGCCACGAUGACGUCGUUACGCGCAUGAAGAACAUCAAAAUGAUCCAACUCGGCAAACACCUCAUCCAACCUUGGUAUUUUUCACCGUAUCCCGAGGAUCUUACCAAAGUUCCGGUUGUUUAUCUUUGUGAAUUCUGCCUCAAGUUCACCAAGAGCCUCCAUUGCUUGAAACGGCAUCGAACCAAGUGCACUCUACGACAUCCUCCUGGAAAUGAGAUAUAUAGAAAACAAAGUAUUUCCUUCUUUGAAAUUGAUGGUAGAAAAAAUAAGAUUUACGCUCAGAAUCUUUGUCUCCUCGCAAAGUUGUUCCUCGAUCACAAGACGUUGUUUUACGAUACCGAUCCAUUUCUGUUCUAUGUUAUGACACAGUACGAUAACAAAGGCUUUCACAUUGUUGGAUAUUUUUCCAAGGAAAAAGAAUCGACCGAAGAUUACAACGUUGCUUGCAUCUUGACGCUUCCACAAUAUCAAAGGAAAGGCUAUGGCAAGCUCCUAAUUGAAUUCAGUUACGAGCUAUCAAGGUUUGAAGGGAAAACGGGUACGCCUGAGAAACCGCUGUCCGACCUCGGCUUGCUGUCGUAUCGAAGUUAUUGGUCACAGACUAUUUUAGAAAUUUUGAUUGGUUUAGAGUCAGACGAUGGCAACCAACCGAGCAUAACAAUUAACGAUAUUUGUGAACGGACGAGUAUUCGCAAAGAAGACGUUGUCUCGACAUUGCAACACCUUGGUCUCAUACAGUAUUACAAGGGACAGUACAUUCUUACCUUCACGAAAGAUAUCGUCGAAGGUCACAAGCGCGCCAUGCAAAAACGUAAACUGCGAAUCGAUCCAAAAGCUUUGCAUUGGACUCCAAAGGACUGGGCUAAGCGAGGAAAAUGGUGAUAUCAUGUCCCCGAAAUCCAGCGCCUUUUCCGUGAAGUUUUGUAAAUUUGUAUUUUUUGAAUCAAUCUCAUCUUUCGAACGCCAAUGGUGUCUUGUACAGUAGAUUCGGUCAUCUAUAGGCGCUUUACGAUUACACCACGAGAUCGACAAAAUGGAAUAACUUUAUAGAUUUAUAAAGAAUAAUUUGACUCAGGUGGUUUACAAUCCGCCAUAUUGGUUGAUUUUAGAGACAUGCACAACUAAUUUAAACAUGCACUCUUGAGCUAUUGGUAUAGCACGGUGAACAUAGUCAUCAGUUAAAAAAAAUUUAGUUGUUCUCUUGAAUGGCAAGAAAAGAGUUUAAAGAAACCAUCAAUAUGGCGUAAAACUCUGCCUUUUUAAAAUUUUUCUUAAUUGCAUUUGACUUUUUCAAUUUUCAAUUAUCCAUGCUCGAUGCUGGUGUAGCAUGUAAGGUUGCAUUUUUGUUAAUAAAACUACACUAUGUUUUGCUCUAUAGUUCCGACUUUCUUUAACAUGCAUGAUAGUAAUAGUCUGUAAAUAUUUUACUAAUACCUUAAAGUUGUCCAAACUCAUUUCAAUGCAUCGAACUGAAUAUUUGCGAUGUAUCCGAAAAUUUAACAAUAAAUUGUCGAAAUACCGUCAAAGUAACUACUGUAAUCUAUCUAAUCGAUAAGAAAUCGGUGACAAAAUUGCCUUCGACAAUACCAGAGUGAGUCCAAUGCAUAAACAAGGUAUAAACAGUUGUUCUUAGAAUAAAUAUUUAAAAUGCACUUUAAUCUUUACUCUUUACAAUUGCUGGCAAAUAAUUUAC
Messenger RNA from Dendronephthya gigantea, 2173 nucleotides. RefSeq names its product histone acetyltransferase KAT5-like. The transcript has 10 exons. The record is from RefSeq and is a predicted model, not a curated record. Gene Ontology annotation, biological process: regulation of DNA-templated transcription. NCBI's taxonomy places the organism in Eukaryota, Metazoa, Cnidaria, Anthozoa, Malacalcyonacea, Nephtheidae. Gene Ontology annotation, molecular function: histone acetyltransferase activity. The coding region runs from base 28 to 1362 and encodes 444 amino acids.